Messenger RNA from Blumeria graminis f. sp. triticale, 510 nucleotides. NCBI's taxonomy places the organism in Eukaryota, Fungi, Ascomycota, Leotiomycetes, Helotiales, Erysiphaceae. The record is from the annotation of a GenBank genome assembly.
AUGGCAAACAAGGUUAAAAUUUCACUCCGCAGUAUUCAGAUUCUCUGUAACUUUCUUUGUACGGCCCUAAUAAGCGAUGUAAUCUCAGAUGCAUUUGCUGGAAACCCUUCAAGUGUAAACUACGCGAUCUUUGUCUGUGUUAUCGUGUGGAUUGUCUGCUUGUAUGGUAUGGCCGGUACUUUGAAAGAGAGUAUUCUACUUCCCAAAGCUAUCCUAAUUCUAGAUUCUUUGGCGACUAUUUUUGUCUUCAUUGUCGGGGUUGUACUGGCUUCUAAGCUCCGUGUACACAGUUGUAGGAAUGAGGCUUAUCUUUUGAGUAACAGACUCGUCAAUGGAUCUCACAAUCCAAGCAAAAGAUGUCGCGAGCUGCAGGCUGCUACUGCCUUCUUUUGGUUCCUUUUCGUAUCACUGGUGGGUUCUUUGAUAAUAGAUGUAGUCGCUGGUGGAGAUAUUGUGUCUCUUAGACCCGGUAGAAUACGAAGAAGCGUGCUCUCUAUGUCUCAGGUUUGA